AUGUCGCCCGGAUUGUGGCGGAGUUGCGAGACAGUGCUGGCAAGCUUCGGGUGGCGUUGCAAACAUCAAUUGCUGCGGAGUGGACGCCUUGUUGAAGCGGUGGCCCGUCGCCCGUUGGCCGUUGGCCGUUGGCCGAAGGGAUUCUGGGAUUCUGGGAUUCUGGGAUUCUGGGAUUCGGAUUCUGCAGGCCACCACCAACCACAUCACAUCACCCUGUCAGCCAUUCAUUGGAUGCGAGGGCAGAUUCCGGGUCCGACGCCGCCCCCUGCCUACCUACGUACAUAUAGCGAGCGAGCUGGCUUUGCUUCUUCGACCCUCCCUCGCGAACUCGUUCUCUUGCCAAGACAAACAACAGGGCCCGACGACGACGACGACGACGACGACGACGACGACGACGACAACAACGGCGACCGACAAGCCCCAGCCAUGCGCACCCUCGCUCGUGUCACGGUGCUCGCGGCGGCUGCGGCCUCAGCCGUGGCCAAGGAGUACCGCGCCCUGGUGUAUCGCGGCCCAGCGGUAUGCCAGAGCUGCCCCGGGGCGCUGGCGCAACUCCUCGAGUCGUCGCCGCACAAGCUGGCCGUGACGUACGCCGGCCCCGACGAGGACGUCAAGGUGACGCCCGACAGCCUGCGCGACGUGGACGUGUUUGCGUACGGCGGCGGGCCAGAUCUGGGCCGCGCCUGGGCGGAGAUCCGAGACUCGGCCCCCGCCAUCCGCGACUUCGUCUCCCGAGGCGGCCGCUACAUGGGCAUCUGCCUCGGCGCCUUCCUCGCCGGCUACACGCCGGGGCUGGGCCUGCUCCCGGCCGGCGUCGACGUCGACAGCGAAAUCAGCCAGCGCGGCUCGCAGGUCAGGAACGACUCCGACACCCUCAUCCAGGUGGACUGGACCUUCCAGUCCGACUCGGCCGGCCACGCCAAGGGCCAGACCAUCCGCGACCGCUGGGCCUACUUCCAGGACGGCGUCGUCAUCAAGGGCGUGUCCGCGUCCGGGUCCGCGUCCGGGCCAGCCGCCGCCAGCGACACCGCCGUCCUGGCACGGUACUCGCGGUCCGGCAACGUCGCUGCUUCGCGGACGCCCCACGGCAACGGAUGGGUUGUCCUCAUCGGCAUCCAUCCCGAAGCGACCUCCCAAUGGUACAACCGGUACAACUUGGCCAACCCCGAUGGCAUCCAGUUCGACAUCGGAUACGACUUUGUCGGUGCCGCCCUGGGGCCCGCCGACGGGAGCCCCGGGAACCGGAGCCAGAGCCAGGAGAGCGGAGCCUGCAGGGGCGGGCGCGGCGCGGCCCACAACCCCCUGGCCGGGCCGGUUCGCACGGUGAGCAAGGCCGGGCAGUUCUUUUUGACAUCAGUGCGCGCCGCGGCCUCGCUCGUCCGUGGACAGUGGCCGACUUCUCUCGUGCGCUGA
Molecule: messenger RNA, 1413 nt
Organism: Metarhizium album ARSEF 1941
Lineage: Eukaryota; Fungi; Ascomycota; Sordariomycetes; Hypocreales; Clavicipitaceae
Exons: 3
Coding region: 1-1413 (470 amino acids)
Source: RefSeq, a predicted model, not a curated record